UGCAUCAUAAAUCGAAUUUGUAGAUAAAUGAAAAGCAAACAGACGCGGAAGACCAUUUUUAUGCUGAAGGAAAUUUAGUUCAUUCUUCAAAACAUAAUUGAUGACCCGAAAAUAGCUAAGUUUGUUAAUAUUCAGAAAAUUUAACAUAAAAAGUGCUGAUUGAAUUGGUGAUUGCAAAGAAUAAAAUCGUAUGAAACACGCAGAAGGGAAAACGUAAUUUCUAUAUAUAAUUUCUAUAACAAAAAAAAGUUGUUUUGCUAAUUUAAAAUACGUCAAAAGCGACGAGCGCAGCAAUCUAUAAUGGUGGAUAUUGCUGUACCCAAAAAACGUGGACGCCCUUCAAAGGGGGGAACUACUGGAGCUGCCCCCGCAGCAAGCAGCCCCAUCGAGACUAUACCCAAAAUGCGCGGGCGUCCAAGCAAGGCCAAAGGACGCGGCAGGCCGCCAAGGGUAGCCAAUGAGCUGGACGAGGUCAACGGCGAGCAACCAAUCAAAGUAACCAGCACUGGCAAGGGACGCGGACGUCCACGUAAAGAACCGAUCACCGUGCGUAAGAUCUGCGGGAGCGAUGAUGAUAAUGAUGCCGAUUUACCUGAGAACAAACUACAAAAGAAGAAGCAAACAAAAUCAUCGCCUGUCGGUGACAGUGACGAACAUGAGGAUGACAACGCGGAGAAGAAGCAGGAGAAUGAGGAGCGACGCCCAGUGGGACGUCCGUCAACUGGCGCUUUUAAAUGGAACAUCGGGCGUAUUGGACGUAAAGUCGGGCGUCCAAAAAAAAAUCAGCCAGCUUCAGAAAAAAAGGUUAAUCCUUAUUAUGUGCCAACAGGUCGACCGCGUGGACGCCCAAAAAUAAAUAAAACGAGUAUCGAAGUUGCACCCAAGGAAGCUUAAAUAGUUAAAUAUUCAUACCCUAUCGAGGAAAAAUUUAGAUAAGCGAAUUCAUCAAUAAUGUAUUAGUAUACAUAUAAGUACACAUAAAUAUAGCAUUAAUGUACAUAAAUAAUA
Molecule: messenger RNA, 1008 nt
Organism: Drosophila innubila
Lineage: Eukaryota; Metazoa; Arthropoda; Insecta; Diptera; Drosophilidae
Product: chromosomal protein D1-like
Exons: 2
Coding region: 301-894 (197 amino acids)
Molecular function (GO): DNA binding
Source: RefSeq, a predicted model, not a curated record